CUAAUAUCUAAUGGCAAUGGUCAAUAUUAUGUCAAUACAUAGGAUUUUGAAUACCUGCUAAAAUAUUGGUUUGGAAUUAACUUUCUUCGGAUCUCCGUAAUGUGAACCAACAGUGCAUUAAAUAUUUAUAUUUAAUUGUAUUGGCGCAAGCUUGCAUUAGUGCUGUUUGGAAACCAAUUACUUUUCAACAUGGAUGACGAUGGUGAUGACAAAGAUGAUACCAAAAGGAGGACCCGUAAUUUAAGUGAGAAGAAACGAAGAGACCAGUUUAAUAUGCUUGUUAAUGAACUGGGAGUAAUGGUGUCUUCAAGUAAUAGAAAAAUGGAUAAAUCAACUGUUCUCAAAUCAACUAUAUCAUUCUUGAAGAAUCAUAAUGAAAUUACAGUAAGAUCCCGAGCUCAUGAUGUUCAGGAAGAUUGGAAACCACCAUUCCUUUCAAAUGAAGAAUUUACCUAUCUUGUAUUAGAGGCUCUGGAAGGUUUUCUUAUGGUAUUUUCAACAACUGGGCGAAUUUUUUAUGUUUCUGAAGGAAUUACAUCAUUGCUUGGACAUACACCGAGUGAUGUUGUAAACACAACAAUAUUUGACUUAGCAUUUGAAGAAGACAGGCCAAACCUGUACAAUAUGCUUCAAAAUACUGGAAAUCCAAUUGAUCCUAAUCAAGCUCUUACUGCAGAAAAUGAAAUUAAGUUUCAAUGUCAUCUGCAACGGGGCACGUUGGAUUUUCGAGAUGAGAUUACCUACGAACUUGUGGAAUUCAGUGGUCACUUUCGUUCAAACAUGAAACAAGUUGAUGGAGACGAAAUGUAUCAAAUAGAUCCCGAUUCUAGGCUCCUUUUCGUGUGUACUGGCCGACUCUACACGCCACAGCUUAUUCGUGACGUCACGCUCAUUGACUCCAGUAGGAGUGAAUUCACAUCCCGGCACAGUCUGGAGUGGAAAUUCCUGUUUCUCGAUCACCGUGCUCCGCCGAUAAUUGGAUACUUGCCGUUUGAGGUGUUAGGCACAUCUGGCUAUGACUAUUACCAUUUUGAUGACUUGGAAAAGGUGAUCAACUGUCAUGAGGCGUUAAUGCAAAAGGGGGAGUUGACUUCAUGUUACUAUAGAUUCCUGACGAAGGGACAGCAAUGGAUCUGGCUUCAGACACGAUUCUAUAUCACAUACCAUCAAUGGAAUUCAAAGCCGGAGUUUGUUAUGUGCACACAUAGAGUUGUUAGCUAUGCAGACAUACAAAAGAGCACGAAGCAAGAGACAACUGAGGUUGAAGUCUCCGAGCCAACAGAUACGAGUCACUCGGAAAUCAAGGACACAUCAGAGGAGGCGAGGCCUGCUAUGUCGCCGUCAUAUAUGUCUGGGACUAGUGAUGUCUACGGGAAUUCUUACCAUUCCCAAUCUAGGCCUGCGUCAGUAAAGUCUGUAUCAGCUGGUAGUACAAGUGGGACUUGCGGCUUAGUCGGUAAAGCAAACACGGCAAGCACUUCCUGGUCAAUGGCGUCAAAUACUCGCUACUCAGGCGGAUAUGAGAAUAGUAUGGCAUCAGCUGAUUCCAGAUCUUCGCAUCGGUCAAGUUCUAGAGAGAGUAAAGAAGCACCGUCCCAUAUGGAAGAAUCUCGUCCUAUGAGUGAAGGUUUCGACUCAAGUCGCGCUAGGAUGUUCCAGCAGCAACACAAGUCUGUUGAACCCACAGUAGCACCACAACACGGAAUUGGUGCUCAGUACCUAGAACCAGCCCCUUAUGUUGGAACUGUCAGCGUACCGGGAGUACUACCAAUAUUGCCUUCAUUGCCAGUGAUUGUGUCAGAUCAAACGCAAAUACAGUGGCCGUGGCAGGGGCAGCUCCAGCGCAAACACGAAGAAUUGCAGCAGAUGAUAGUGCGGCAGCAGGAAGAGUUGCGGCAGGUGAAGGAGCAACUGCUGCUGGCCAGGCUUGGGAUGCUCCAACCGCUUAUUAAUGUUCAGAAUCCUUACACCAAUGAGCCACCGCAAAAUCAGCGAUUGCCAGGACCAAUAAUGUACGAAGGUUCGACCAGCCGAAAUGUAACUUAUCCACCUCAUUCGCAACCACCACACUUGCCGCAUCACCCACAUCACCCCAACGAAUAAAUUGACUUGUCGCUGACUUCGCAGCCCGGAGCCCUUUUAUCCUCGACAUAAAAAAUAUGCCGAAAGCAUAAGGACUAAAAAUUUGGAGGCAUUUCAUUAAAUAUUUUAUAAACAGCAUUUACGGAAUACGGUCCUUCGUAGGAGAUAUUAUUUAUUUUCCAACUCCCCCACUCUAAACACUUAAGCCCCCCAACUCUCAGGCCGAUUGCGGCCCAGCGUACCGACAUAAAUCUCAAUAUAAGAAAUUUUCCAGAUAUCUUAACAUAAGGUAUCUGGGACCGGAACUUAUUUCAACUUCUGUAGGACUUCCUGUGGCAGCUAUUAAAUUCUUUUGCUUUAGUUUUGUAUUGUUACCACCAAAAAUAUAAAUUUAUAUUUUUGGGUGGGUAGUUACAUAUAUGGGUACACUUAUAGGGCUUCCUAUUGUAAUAGUUUUUUUUUAACCAGUAAGAAGGACAGUGAGAACGGUCACCUUAGUAUAAUUUGUGGCAUGAUAAUUCACUUCUGCCUCCUACACACACACACACACUUGUACAACACUUGUUCCAGUAAAACCUGGAUGACAGCCAUCCGGAAUGGGACUGGUGGUUGUGAUUAUUGCGGUGAAGUGACGCUUGUCAAGAUUUGGAUUGUAGCAGGUGUAGAUUGCGUUAUCGGCUUGUAUUUUAUUUUUGUUUGAUUAUGAAGUUUUAUACGAGACUAGGUGUAGGCGGUAUAUAUACUAUCGUUGAGUCUCGCUUAAGUAAAGUCUUGGUUAGUACAGAAGUAUUUUGUUUUGUUUCAUAAUUAUGAAACCCUUUUUCAGAUUGUAUAUAUAUUUUCCAUAGCACAAUAUACAUGUUAAUGCUGUAGUUUAAAACAAGAUUGUCUGAUUAUUUUCAAAAAGGCUGUGCAACCAUUAUUUUGCAUUAUUUUAGGAUAUAAAUCAGAAUUUUAAUUCUGUAUUAAUGUUAAAUUAAGAUUGACAUAGUUUUCUUAUUAUUAAUCAUUAUAACUAUAGUGUUUGUAACAAACGUUAUAUAUUUUGACACCAUCUGGAGACAACUAUCAAAGAUUUUUUUACUAUAUAGAUCGAGUCUCGGUCGACUUCGUUUGGUUGAAAACGGUAUAUUGGUGUAAAUUUAGUAUUGCGCAGGAGUGUAAGACUUUUCAAACAAAUAUUUGACACACUUAUAUUGUUAAAUCUAAUGAGAGCGCUGUACAUUUAUCGCAGCGAUAUUGUAUCAAUUAAAUCAAAAUCAGACUAAUCUAAAAGAACGAAAAGCGUAUAAUACUAACCGUUUAUGCAGACUUAUAUAAAAUAUACUUCAUUGAAAUAGGCUCCUUUAUAUGGUGUCAAAAUUUAUUUUGCUCGUUGUUAGUAUUAGGGAAUUCGUAUCGUUAAAACAAUCAUUAAUAAAAUCUACUUUAUUGUCUAUCUUAUCCUUCAUCUGGUUAAUGUCUUUAAAAGACAAAAGUUAACGGAUGUGUUUAGAUUAACAUAAAUUUAUAAGAGAAUUUUAAAGCGUUAAACCAAAAAAACUAAAAUUUUGUAUAAAUACUUUGACAUUUACAAAUUUUGAAAGCUUUGUGGUUUACACAUUUAAAUGCUUAGUCAUAAUGAGUCUAAUUGUAGUUUUAACUAAAGAACUCACCUAUCUCUUUUCAUCGCAGUGAAAGUACAGAUUGAAAGAAAGAGACGAAAGAGUACUUUAGUUAAAAUAAUGUAACUACACCGAUUUAGCUUUUAAAGAGUAAUUUACAUAUAAAUGACAAUAUUGUAAUUUAUAAAUAAUUUUUUCCAUUUAUCAUAAAUUAUCAGUGGUUGUUGUUGUUAUAUUUUAAGUUAAAUUUAAGUUUAAAGAAUUAUUUACAUUAAUAUUUUUUUAAUUUGUGUGAACCAAUUCAUUAGGUAACGUAUGUAAAACAUAUAUAAUGAAAGAUUUUAUCCAUUAAAGUUAUCGAAUUUCUUGGGCAUACAUUUUUACGUUUAUAAAUUAUACUUCCUAUAUAUAUUUUAUAUUUAUUAAAUUUUAUUUUUCGUUAACUUUUUUUUAAAUUAUUAUAUGUUUAAAUGAAUGUUGUUCGUUGUAGAUUAAGUUUAAUGUGGCGUAUACAAUAUAGUCUCUAUGAAUAUAAAAAAAAGUUUUUUUUUGGUGCAUAACCUUUAAUCUAGAGUUUAUAAUUUUGUUAUCAAUUUGUUUAGAUUUUUACUUGCCAUGCUUUUAUUAUUUCGUUAAGUGAAGCUACGUCAAGUAGGUGGCCAUUGAUAUUAUUUUAUGGUAUUUUUAUAAAUAUAAAAAAUAUCAUUGAGUAUAAAAUUCUAAAUGUGUUUAUAAAAAAAAAUAUAAUAGAAUAUUCGCCAACAGUUAAAAAUAUAUUUUAAGCUAAAUGUCUUAUUAUAUAUGUAUGUACAGUCAAAACCGUUUACGAAGACAUCGUAUAGAACAACAUACCAGUUAUAUUGACCAAAAUUAAUGGUCCCGGCGGGUAUAAGUAUUAGGUACUUAAUAACAACACCAUCAAUUGUUACGACUAUCGGUUUUUAUGACCAAAUAUGAGUAGUCUCUUCGAUGUCGUUAUAAUAGAUUUUGACUGUAUACGUUACUGAAAGCAUAUUUUGUUUAUGUUAGAGAAAUCCGGUCCUUAAGUAGAAAUCGUAUCUAUUUUUGGUGUUAAAUGUAUGUGUAUUUCGCUGUAACGCAUUAACCGCGUUGAAUCAUUAAAAUAAUAAUAUGACUUCUGUAAUGUAUAUAUUUUCCGAAUGUGUCGCCUUCGCCAAUUGGCUUUGUAGGGUUCGUAAUCAAUUUUAUUGUAAAAGUGAAUGAUGAAAGCCAGCCGUUACCGGUUCGAAGCCAGUCUAAAACAGGGUUAAUAAGGAGGAAUUUGUAGCAGGAACCUCGAUGUAAUGAAAUAAACUUCAAAAUUUA
Molecule: messenger RNA, 5012 nt
Organism: Pieris brassicae (large cabbage white)
Lineage: Eukaryota; Metazoa; Arthropoda; Insecta; Lepidoptera; Pieridae
Gene: Clk
Product: circadian locomoter output cycles protein kaput
Exons: 15
Coding region: 190-2103 (637 amino acids)
Biological process (GO): circadian regulation of gene expression; regulation of transcription by RNA polymerase II
Cellular component (GO): CLOCK-BMAL transcription complex; cytoplasm; nucleus
Molecular function (GO): protein dimerization activity; DNA-binding transcription factor activity, RNA polymerase II-specific; RNA polymerase II cis-regulatory region sequence-specific DNA binding
Source: RefSeq, a predicted model, not a curated record